AUGAUCACGCCACCAAAGGCAGAGACGGAGGCGGAGGCGGAGGACGCGAGAGCCGACGAAGGCGCACCGUCUAGGAGCGCCGAGGAGUGGUCGGCAAACAGGGACGGCAGGCCCACAGCCACGUCACCCCUUGCCGAUGUGAAGCCCGCGUACUUUUACCCCAUGCCCUCGACGUCGCAGCAGCCUGCGAGGGAAGACGAUCUACCGGGCGUGCCUGUGUUUGAGCCUACCAUAGAGCAAUUCUCUGACUUUUAUGCGUUCUGCCAGGCGAUCGAUACGUGGGGCAUGCAAAGUGGCAUUGUCAAGAUUGUGCCGCCCCAAGCGUGGAUCGAUGCCUUGCCCACCUUGCUGCCUGCGGCCAAGCACGAGGGAGCGGAUCUGCGUGCUAUCCGCAUCAAGCAGGCCAUUACGCAGCAUUUCUUAUCGGCUGGCCCUGGACGAUGGAAACAGACCAAUGUGACGCGAUCCAAGCCCUUGGACGCGAAGCAGUGGGCCGACAUUUGCAAGGACGCACAGCAUCGCGGGCCCGCCAUGUCCCGCAUCCAGCGUCAAGUGGCAACGAGUCGUGCGGCAGAGCAGGCGCAUGCUCACAGCCGGUUGUACCGUACGACGAAGACCGAGGCGCCAGAGGUGUCCACGGAUACACCACGUAAGCUCACACGCAGUGGCGGCCAAGGCUUAGCGAGGCCGGUCAGCCAUCCACGCAAGCGCCGUGGGCCGCCUGUGACCAAGGACGAAGACUGGGCGCAGUUUGAUUAUCGUGCGAGCUGGCUGGACGAAGCGUUGACCGACGCCGAAAAGGCGGCGGGCGUGCCUAUGUCGCCGGCCGCGUGGGACACCGAGACGUGCCGUGCCAUUGAGGCAGAGUAUUGGCGCACGCUCAACUUGGGUGCCCCGCCCAUGUAUGGCGCAGAUCAGCAGGGUACGCUCUUUGAUGCGCGCACGACGCAGUGGAAUGUCGGCACGCUCGAUAGCUUGCUGUCACGGACGUUUGACUGUGCGCUGCCAGGCGUCACGACGCCGUACCUGUACUUUGGCAUGUGGCGCGCGUCGUUUGCGUGGCAUGUGGAAGAUAUGGACCUGUACUCGAUCAACUACAUACACUUUGGGGCGCCCAAGCAGUGGUACGCCAUUCGCCAAGCCGAUCGAAAACGCUUUGAGUCGGUGAUGGCCGCGUCGUUCCCGACAGAUGCACGCAAGUGCUCGCACUUUCUGCGGCACAAGUCGUUCCUGGUCUCGCCGUCGUUCUUGCAAAGCCAAGGCAUCACGCCGUUGCGGCUGGUGCAGCAUGCGAAUGAGUUUGUGAUUACGUAUCCGUAUGGCUACCAUGCGGGCUUCAAUUUGGGCUUCAAUUGUGCGGAAAGCGUCAACUUUGCGCUUCCCACAUGGAUCGAUAUUGGGCGGCAGGCCGACUACUGCCGAUGCUCCCUCGCGCAGGAAAGCGUGCACAUUGAUAUGGAGGCUUGGUGGCCCACGCAGCCGACGGCGCAGGCUCCAGCGCUGCCGCCGCGUACCUCGCCGACAGAACGCAGACCGCCUUCGAUACCCCCGCCUUCAGCGCUGUACCCGUGUGUAUUCUGCCCCCGCACGACCAGCGAUGCGCUAGUCCCGUUGCCUGAGGCAGUAGGGACGCAGCUUGCUCACGCAGCCGCCUCGAAAAAGUCCCUCGAGGCCAGCGCGCAGCCAUGGCACGCGCAUCAACUCUGUGCGUGUUUCCUACCGGAAUGCUGGGUCGAGCACGCAGGCACGUUGUCAUCCAUGGUGCAGGGGGCAGAGACGAUCGAUCGCGCGCGGUGGGCCCUCAAGUGCCAAGUGUGCGGCCCAGCGUCGAAGACGGCGCGGCAUGGCUGCAAGAUCCAGUGCACCAAAGGCAAGUGUCCGCGGGCGGUGCAUGUGAGUUGUGCGUUGGACGAAGAGAGUGGCUGGUUCAUUGAUCUUUGCGCUACGGACGUGGCCGACCGGCUGGAAGGCGUAGCCACCGCCUCGUCGACCGCUGACGAGCGCCUGGUCGUCCUAUGCCGUGCGCACAAUCCGCUCCGCCUGGAAGCGGAGGCGGCCAAGCGCGAGGCGGCAUGGGCAGAGAAGAUUUGUGCGCUACCGUGCCCUGGCCCUAUCCACAUCAAGACGCAGGGCGCGGUCUGGACAACGACGCUGCGGUCCAUCGACACCGCCACCAAGGAGGUGGUCAUCGACGCCGCGCGGAGCGAUUACACGACGCCGCCGCUUCGUGUGCCGUGGUCGCGUGUAUGCAUGCAAGACGCGGCGGUGCGCGCGAUCGAGCACGAGUACGAGCGGACACAUCAGCCCAUCACGAAAAAGCGGCGUGUUCACUGUGCCGUGGAUGUACCAGCGGCCGAGCCCGAACAGGCAGCUACGUAG
Malassezia pachydermatis is the source of this 2379-nucleotide messenger RNA. RefSeq lists its product as hypothetical. The coding region runs from base 1 to 2379 and encodes 792 amino acids. Gene Ontology annotation, molecular function: histone H3K9 demethylase activity; histone H3K36 demethylase activity. The transcript has a single exon. Gene Ontology annotation, cellular component: nucleus. Lineage: Eukaryota; Fungi; Basidiomycota; Malasseziomycetes; Malasseziales; Malasseziaceae. The record is from RefSeq and is a predicted model, not a curated record. Gene Ontology annotation, biological process: chromatin remodeling.